GGUACGAGCACGAGUGCCAUGCUGUGCUGUGUGAUACAAAGAAAUGGCAGAUGCAGAUUCCCUCCUUAGUUUCUUUAAUCACCUCUUCCCUGCGGAAGACAAGAUCAGUACGUAUUUUCCUCCUUACUGUCUUGAAGCUUUGUCUUGCACUCCACAUCACUCUACAGUCUACAGCAACACCCAUGAGAUAUCAGACAAGUGCUUUCAUCAGGAGCCAGAACUAGGAAACACGGCAUUCAGCAGCUGAUUUGAUACCCACCCACCGAAAGCUGAUUUCUGAAGACUCCGUGGGUUGGUGCAUGGGAUUGCUUCUUGUCCUCCGUUCCUCCACGAGAAGCGUGAAGGGCGAGGUUGGCAUGAAUGUGAUGGUGUCAGAGGGCCUGAUGCUGCCAUUUCUGCGUAUUGUGUACGAAAUUACUGUGGGUGCAAAAAGCCAGAGGCAGAAGACGACAGCAGCAGAGGGAAGAAGGAGUGGGCAUUGGUAAGCAUAACUGCCAUCCGAGAGGACCGUUCCACAUCACCCUUCCCCUAAAAGCCGGCUCUGCUGUUACACGUUCUUGGCCGCUAGCCUUCCUCCCCCUCCUCCUCUCCCUUCUCCUCCCGAAAGGGCAAGCAAGCCUACCAAUCAUAGCCAAGAUACCUGCAUUCCUUCUUCAUUGCGGCCUCUCUCCUCUCUUUUACAUGUAUUUUCUGCUGCUUUGGGCCUUUGAUACAUUUCUUUGAGCAAGCUAUCGCUUCUUCAACUGCCCCAGUUAGUGACCAAGAGGAACACAUCAAGAGAAUUUUUCUAUCAUCUUCCGCACUAAGAAAAUGGCAAUGAGGAAUCUAGGAAAAGUGGGAGUUCAAUAUAUGCAGAAACUUAAUGCCUUAAAUCAUUCUACAAGCAUAAUAGAGGGACAAAAUCGCAUCGUAGAGGCUUCCCUUACUCUUAUUCGUGAGAGAGCACAGCAUAAGGCAGAUAUUGUGAAAGCUUUGGGAGGUGCUGUUGCAUCAUCUUCACUUCUUGGUGUUCCACUUGGGCACAAUUCAUCCUUCCUUCAAGGCCCUGCAUUUGCACCUCCUCGUAUUAGGGAGGCUAUUUGGUGUGGUAGCACAAAUUCCACUACUGAAACUGGGAAGGACUUGAAAGAUUUACGAGUUUUAAAUGAUGUUGGUGAUGUUCCUGUCCAAGAAAUUCGAGAUUGUGGUGUGGAUGAUGAUAGAUUGAUGAAUGUCAUAAGUGAAUCUGUCAAGAUAGUCAUGGACGAAGCUCCGCUUCGUCCUUUGGUUUUAGGUGGUGAUCAUUCAAUUUCCUUCCCUGUUGUAAGGGGUGUAUCUGAGAGGCUCGGAGGACCUGUAGAUAUUCUUCAUUUAGAUGCUCACCCUGAUAUUUAUCAUGCAUUUGAAGGAAACAAAUACUCUCAUGCUUCCCCUUUUGCUAGGAUAAUGGAAGGUGGAUAUGCAAGACGGCUCCUGCAGGUCGGCAUUAGAUCAAUAACGACUGAGGGACGUGAGCAAGCCAAAAAAUUUGGGGUCGAGCAAUAUGAAAUGCGAACAUUCUCAAAAGAUCGAGCAUAUUUGGAGAAUCUGAAACUUGGUGAAGGCGUAAAAGGUGUGUACAUUUCAUUAGAUGUCGACUGCCUGGACCCUGCAUUUGCACCUGGAGUGUCACAUCUGGAGCCUGGAGGCCUCUCCUUCAGAGAUGUACUCAACAUUCUCCAUAACCUGCAAGGUGAUGUUGUUGCUGCUGACGUUGUGGAAUUCAAUCCGCAGCGUGACACUGUUGAUGGAAUGACUGCAAUGGUUGCUGCUAAGUUGGUCAGAGAACUCUGUGCAAAGAUGUCUAAAUGAUCCGAAUCAUCCCCAUUGAAGUGAUCCAUAGACCUUGCAUUUAUAGACUUUUGUGGCUGUUACUAAACAGGGGAAUUUCGUGUCACUAUGUCUUAAGCAAUUUUGUUGUGGGUGUAUCUAUAUGUUAGCACUCCCAUGCAUAAGAAUUUGGCAAUAACUUGUAAUUUGCAAGUUAGGACUUAGGACCGCAUACUUAUAGACGAUAUAAUUUAGAAAUGUUGAAAUAAUCAUUCUAGUUUCAA
Nymphaea colorata (pocket water lily) is the source of this 2072-nucleotide messenger RNA. Its product is annotated as arginase 1, mitochondrial. Gene Ontology annotation, molecular function: agmatinase activity; metal ion binding. Lineage: Eukaryota; Viridiplantae; Streptophyta; Magnoliopsida; Nymphaeales; Nymphaeaceae. The transcript is spliced from 8 exons. The coding region runs from base 811 to 1830 and encodes 339 amino acids. The record is from RefSeq and is a predicted model, not a curated record.